Funneliformis mosseae is the source of this 3681-nucleotide messenger RNA. NCBI's taxonomy places the organism in Eukaryota, Fungi, Glomeromycota, Glomeromycetes, Glomerales, Glomeraceae. The record is from the annotation of a GenBank genome assembly.
AUGUCUUCCAUGAAGCCUAAUUCUAAUGAUUCUAACGAAGAAAGAACAAUGUUUAUAGAAAUACCUUCGUCAGAUGUACAAAGCACCAACACAAUAGCAGAUGAGGAGGAAAACUCUUCCGAUGAAUCAAUUUUACUACCCGACGAUACCGCUAAGAAGCAAACUGCGCUUGAUGCUGUUAUAACAAAGAUUGGAAUGGGAAAAUUUCAAAAACAAUUGUUGGUUCAAUCCGUUACAGGAUAUUACGAGGGUAUCGAACAAUUCAAUAACUCGUUUUGUUUUCUAGGUACUUUGUGGAUUAGGAUGUGGUUACAGGUAAUAUUUUUAUUUUCACGUGUCUGUCAUGUGCUUUCUUGUAUAAUGUUAUACAAAAACAUUUCUAAUCCUCCUUUGGUUGGGAAAUCUUUGAAAAUUAUGUCAAUUGAUUUAAAGUGUAUAGCUGUUAUAUUACCGAGAGUGCAAAGACAUUUUGAAUUGCCCGAUUCACUCAUCGGGGUAUUGUCAAGUUCCUUGUUUACUGGUAUGAUGUUUGGUGCCUUAUUCUGGGGUGUUCUUUCUGACACUCAUGGUCGUAAACAAGCAUUCAACUGGACUUUAGCUGUCACUACCGUUUUUGGUAUAUUUUCAAGCGUUGCACAAAGCUUUCCUCAAUUAUGUGCUAUGCUUUUCCUGUUGGGAUUUGGCGUGGGUGGAAAUAUGCCGGUCGAUGGUGCAUUGUUCCUCGAAUUUAUACCAAAAGAGCACCAAUACCUUCUCACUUUUAUGUCAGUGUUCUUCUCACUCGGUGCAGUGCUCAGUUCAGUUUUGGCAUACCUUAUUUUACCACAUAACAGUUGUCACGAAGGAACAGAAGGAACAGGCUUUGUACCAUGUGAUGUCUCUAAUGAAAACAACGGUUGGAGAUAUUUGCUGGCAAUUUUAGGAUUUUUGACGUUCUUCAUGCUCAUAUCCCGUAUUUUAUUUUUUCGACUUCAAGAAUCACCUAAAUAUUUAAUGUCACGUAACCGCAAACAUGAUGCCAUACUUGUGUUACGCAAGAUCGCAAAGAUUAAUGGUAAUGAUAUGCAGAUUCAUUCCAGUGACUUUCCAACAACUCCUGCUGCGAGUAAUUCAAAUUCUCGUAAUGGUUCAUUCACCGCUUUCCCUUUCCCGAAUGAAUCUCGGUAUCAUAAAGUCGAUUUUGUCUCGGAUCCAAUAGCAUAUAUCAAGUACCAUGUGUCAUCAAAUUUGAAUGCAGUCAGACCUUUAUUCAUAAGAAAAUGGUUCGUCACGACCGUUCUUGUAUGGGGUAUAUGGGCUCUGGUAUCUUUUGCUUACACUAUGUUUAACGUAUUCUUGCCAAAAUAUCUUGAGAGUUUGGGGUUAAGUAACGGUGAAAAAGAGACCGGUUCAUUGAUGCGUGACGUUUUAAAGGAUUAUGUUAUAUAUUCAUUAUGUGGAGUUCCCGGAUCCGUGGUUGGAUCAUGGUUAAUAGAAACUUUUCUUGGUCGUAUUGGAACCAUGUCAUUUGCAACGUUUGGUACUGCGUUAUCUGUGUUCCUUUUCUCGGCCGUUAAAUCGCAUUCUGGUGAAGUGAUCUCUUCAGCUAUGGUCAACUUCUUGGCCACACUGAAUUACGCAGUUAUAUAUGGAUAUACUCCGGAGGUUUUUGAGUCAAAAAUAAGGGGUACAGCUUGUGGAAUAGCAUCUGCUUUUGGAAGAGUUGCUGGUAUAAUUGCUCCAGUGAUAACAGGCAUUCUCCUUUCAAUUAGCAUAUCUGUGCCAUUAUACGUUUCUGCAUUAUUAUUUGCAAUAUCUGGUGUUUAUAAGUUUUUCAAUAUCCCUUCCAGUUCCAUUCCAAGUGGAAAAAACAAGAGAAAGCUUACGGCAAAUCCAAACAUUGAAGUGCUCAAAGCAGUGCGUCAAAAGACAAACCCCGAAGACGACGAAGAACCUUCUGAUUUUGUUACGGGAAAUACAAAUUUCAAAACUCCACAACCUAUUUUGUCGAAAAGUGCCCUUUCCACUUCUAGUUCUUCAAAAGGAAAGGGAAAAUCUGUACAAAUAUCCGAUGAAAAGAGAAUUCUAGAUUUAGUUGAUCAGACCGAUAUUGAAGAGCCAGAAAUAUUAGAUUUAACCGGAAUGCGUAAAAUGGUUAUAAAGUUUCAAAAAGCUUUAAGUAAAAAUCAAGAACUUCGCGUUAAAUAUCCUGAUGAUCCGACAAAGUUUAUGGAAUCAGAAACGGACCUUGAUCAAGAAAUCAAACACUUAUUAACUCUUACCGAAGUGCCUGAUCUAUAUUCUCAAGUAGUUGAAUUGGGAGCCGUAGCUUCUAUUGUGUCACUUUUAAGUCACGAAAAUACCGAUAUUACCAUAGAUGCGAUAGAACUAUUGAACGAAUUAACGGACGAAGAUGUUGUUGCGGAAAAUGACGAAAAUGCAAUGAAGAUUUUCAUUGAUUCAUUGCUUGAAAAUCAAGCGUUGGAACUUUUAGUUCAAAAUCUAGAUAGAUUAGAUGAAAAUGAAACUACUGAUAAGCAGGGAAUUUUCAAUACACUUGGCAUAAUUGAAAAUUUUACUUCAUUUGACCCCGCAAUAUCUGAGAGAGUUGUUCGCGACACGAAUUUACUACAAUGGAUACUUAAUAGAAUUAGAGUCAAAACAUUUGAUUCCAAUAAACAGUAUUGUAGUGAAUUGCUGGCGAUUUUAUUGCAAAACAGUCGAGUUAACAGGUUGAAACUUGGAGAGUUUGGUGGAAUUGACGUUUUGUUACAAGUGCUGAAUUCCUAUAAACGUAGAGAUCCAAAGGAUGCCGAUGAAACAGAAAUGAUGGAAAAUUUUUUCGAUGCGUUAUGUUUAGCAUUGGAAGAGUCAGAAAAUAAACAAAGAUUUCUGGAAGGCGAAGGUGUCGAACUGAUGUUAAUUAUGAUGAAAGAAAAAAUGAUGUCUCGCAUGCGUUCGUUAAAAGUAUUGGAUCAUGCAUUGUCAUCACCUGAUGGGUUGAAAAGCUGCGAACGUUUUGUAGAAAUAUUUGGGCUUAAGACGCUCUUUUCUACUUUUAUGCGUAAGGGUUUAAAAAAGCUCAAAAGAUCUUAUAAAGCGUUCUCCGAAGUCGAAGAAGAAGAACAUGUAAUGGGAAUAAUUGUUUCGUUAUUAAAAAGCCUUCCACGCGAUAGCGAAGCUCGAAUGCGACUGAUAAAUAAAUUUAUUGAAAAUGAUUACGAAAAAGUGGACAGAUUAUUGGAAAUGAGAGAAAGUUAUGAAGCUAAAGUGGCAAUCGUUAAUAAGGAGAUUGAAGAAGAAAAAGAGGAUUUAGAAGAUGAUGAUGGUGAAAUGGAAGAACAUUAUUUAAGACAGAGAUUGGAUGGAGGAUUGUUUACUUUACAGUACGUGGAUCUUACAAUUGCGUGGAUUUGUCACGAGGAGUCUACGAUCAAAGACCAUGUUCGAAUCCUUUUAAAUCGGACAGGACAUAGCUUAUCUAAUGUAAAGACUGUUUUAGAAGAGUAUUACAAAAACAUAGGCGAUGAUGAUCAGGUUAGGGCUGAAGCAAAUAACGAGGAUCAUGUUUCCAGUGAAAAAGUCAAUAAUUCGAUGGACGUAGACAACGAAUCAUUAAUUUUAACAAAGACAAGUGACACUUUAAAGGAGAGAGUAUUGAAAGAAAAGCAAAUAGUUGAAAUGUUGAUUGGUUCAUUAUAA